Messenger RNA from Colletotrichum abscissum, 267 nucleotides. RefSeq lists its product as uncharacterized. Gene Ontology annotation, cellular component: cytoplasm. The record is from RefSeq and is a predicted model, not a curated record. NCBI's taxonomy places the organism in Eukaryota, Fungi, Ascomycota, Sordariomycetes, Glomerellales, Glomerellaceae. The transcript has 4 exons. The coding region runs from base 1 to 267 and encodes 88 amino acids.
AUGCUCCUCAACUUGCUGACUCUGGGCCUCUGGUCAAAGAUUGGACGUUUGACUCAUUACGCAUUCGAUGCGGUGCUCUUCUCCGCCUUCCUCGCGGGUAUGCAGCGCUCGACCGGCCUGACACCCAGUUUCAAGACGGACAGAGCUGCCGGCGAAAACAAGGACAUGACGAAGUGGAUCGAGAAGUAUCUCGGUGUCGGCGAGUGGGUGAUGGAUCAGUCGGUCGCAAUUGCCGGCUCCAGCGGUUGGUUCGAACGCAGGCGAUAA